AUGGUUGCCGCAAAAAGCCAUGUUCCGAUCGUCAAGAAGCGCACGGCGCGCUUCAACCGCCAUCAGUCCGACCGCUUCAUGUGUGUCGACCCGAGCUGGAGGAAGCCCAAGGGUAUCGACAACCGUGUGAGGAGACGGUUCAAGGGCCAGGCUGCUAUGCCCAAGAUCGGCUACGGCAGCAACAAGAAGACCCGGCACAUGAUGCCCUCCGGCCACAAGGCCUUCCUUGUGAACAACACCCGCGACCUCGAGCUUCUCCUCAUGCACAACAAGACCUACGCGGCGGAAAUCGCACAUGCAGUCUCCUCCCGCAAGCGGAUAGAGAUCGUGUCACGAGCGAAGCAGCUCGGCGUCAAGGUCACGAACCCCAAGGCCAAGAUCUCGUCCGAAUCAUGA
Messenger RNA from Baudoinia panamericana UAMH 10762, 396 nucleotides. RefSeq lists its product as uncharacterized. Bases 1 to 396 code for a protein of 131 amino acids. Gene Ontology annotation, cellular component: ribosome; cytosolic large ribosomal subunit. Gene Ontology annotation, molecular function: structural constituent of ribosome. The transcript is spliced from 3 exons. Lineage: Eukaryota; Fungi; Ascomycota; Dothideomycetes; Mycosphaerellales; Teratosphaeriaceae. Gene Ontology annotation, biological process: translation. The record is from RefSeq and is a predicted model, not a curated record.